This is a messenger RNA of Parasteatoda tepidariorum (common house spider), 1018 nucleotides long. Its product is annotated as 5-formyltetrahydrofolate cyclo-ligase. Gene Ontology annotation, biological process: tetrahydrofolate interconversion; folic acid-containing compound biosynthetic process. Lineage: Eukaryota; Metazoa; Arthropoda; Arachnida; Araneae; Theridiidae. Gene Ontology annotation, molecular function: 5-formyltetrahydrofolate cyclo-ligase activity. Gene Ontology annotation, cellular component: mitochondrion. The record is from RefSeq and is a predicted model, not a curated record.
GCUGGAAAUGACUUAGGUAAAUAAACAAUAUUUUCGUGAUAUAGGACUUCCACAUUUAGAUUUUUAUUUGUUGUAAAGGCUUGUUCCAAAGUUCAUGCAGAAGUUAUCUGAGAAAAAAUAAGUUGCAUAUUCGUCUGGAACUUAAUAGCGACUUUUUCUUCUUUUUUUUUCUCAAUCUGAUUAGAAACCUUUUUUUUCUCCAAAUAAUAUGGCUGGUGUUGCUACAGCUGCGUUAAGAGCUGCUAAAGCCGCUUUACGUGGGGAAUUAAAAAAGAGAAUUGCUAGUAUUCCUCAUGGAGAGCAACAUCUUCAGUCUAAAUUGAUUACUGAAAAGGUUCUUGCUAACUCUCGCUUCAAAAACUCACAUAGAGUAUCCAUCUACCUUAGUAUUCAUGAUGAAAUUCGAGUUCAGACUGUUGGAAUAUUAGAGCAGUUAUUGGAACAAGAUAAAGAGUGUUUUGUGCCAAAAUUUACACCUAAUAGUCAUGAUAUGGCCAUGUUGAAGAUACAUUCAUUAGAAGAUUAUGCUAAGUUGGUUGCUGAUAAUUGGGAAAUUCUGCCACCUACCGAGGAAGAUUUGAAACGAGAGGAUGCUCAUACUACCGGUGGCUUAGAUUUAAUGAUAGUGCCUGGCUUGGCAUUUACUAAAAGAGGUCAUCGACUUGGAGGCGGUAAAGGUUACUACGAUGUUUAUGUGCAGAAUUGUUCUCAUGAUCCCCAUGGCAGGCCUUACACAAUUGGGCUUGCAUUCAAAGAACAGAUUCUUCAUAGUAUACCAGUGGAUGUGCACGAUUUUAUGGUGGAUGAAGUAAUUUACCCUGACUAGUUGUGUGGCUUUAAUCUACUCAGCUAACUCUUAAAAAGAGAUGUUUUUCAACCAAUUUAAUUUGGAUGUGCCUUGUUGAAUUUCGAAAAAUUUAUUUGUUAUGCCAACUAUUCUUUUUUUAUAUUUGAAUGAGCUUUUAUAUUUUUGUAACUUACUACUAUUGACUUGAUAAAAUAAUUAAUUAUAUCUGAA